CACUCUCCCGGCUCCAUGGCUGCGGUCCGCGAGUGGUCCUGCGCCCGCUGCACCUUCCUGAACCCCGCGGGCCAGCGCCAGUGCUCCAUCUGUGAAGCCCCCCGCCAGAAGCCCGACCUCAACCACAUCCUGCGGCUCAGCGUGGAGGAGCAGAAGUGGGCCUGCGCCCGCUGCACCUUCCGCAACUACCUGGGCAAGGAGACCUGCGAGGUGUGCGGCUUCGCCCCGGAGCCGGCCCCCGGCGGCUCCCCCAUGCCCGUCCUCAACGGCGUCCCGCCCAAGCCUGCCGUGCCCGCCGAGCCCAAGGGCACGGCCAAGGAGGAGGCUGCCCAGGCAGAGAGCGGCGGCGUGGACGCGGAGGGGAAGAGCCCGGAGGCCGCAGAGCCGGAGAGCGGCUGGGCCUGCCAGCGCUGCACGCUGCACAACACCCCCGUGGCCAACUCCUGCUCGGCCUGCGGGGGCCCUCGCAAGCUGUCCCUGCCCAAGAUCCCCCCAGAGGCGCUGGUCGUCCCUGAAGUCAUCACCCCCGCCGGCUUCCACAUGGCCCCCUCCGCCCCGCAGCCUUCGGGCUCUGCAGACAUCUGCGAGGGUGAGGCAGUGGCCGCCCAGGGCGCGGCGGCCAUGGAGCAGGAGGCGCAGAAGAUGGCAGCCUUCGGUCCCUUCUCCCCAGGGCUGCAGAACAACCCUGUGCCCCGCAGCCGCCGGGAGGUGCCCCCGCAGCUGCAGGUGCCGGGCGCUGAAGCCUGCCAGCCCACGGGCCAGGCCUCGGCGGGGCAGAAGGGCUCCCCACAGGGCCAGGCCAGGGCCGCCCCGGCCACGCGCUUCCAGGACCUGUUGUCCAACAAGCGCCUGAGCGUGCUGGAGGAGGAGAUGGAGGUCAGCCCUUCCCACUGGAGGUGCAGCUCCUGCUCCCUGCUCAACUCCUCUGGGGCCAGCAAGUGCGAGGCCUGCGGCGCCCAGAAGGGCAGCGACACCAUCAACCUGGCGGGGGACUCGGUGAGGUUCACCCCCUGCAGCCCUUCCAGCCCCGACUUCACCACCUGGUCGUGCUCCAAGUGCACCCUCAAGAACCCCACGCUGGCCCAGAAGUGCAAGGCCUGCGGCUGCUCCAAGCUGCACGGCUUCCAGGAGCACGGGGCGCAGGCCGAGGCCCCCCCGCGCGGCGCCGACUGCGGCGGCUGCGAGCGCAGCGGCUGCCCCUGCGGCGCCAGGGCCCCCUCGGCACGCAAGGUCGCCAGGCUCUUCCCCUGCCCGCUGCCUGGUGGCCAGGACAGGCCCGGCCAGUGGGCCUGCCCUGCCUGCACCCUGCUCAACGAGCUGAAGGCCAAGCACUGCGCUGCCUGCCACACCCCGCAGCAGUACGUGGCGCAGCGCCGCGGCCUGAAGCCCCUCAAGCGGCGCGAGAGCAUGCACGUGGAGAAGCGGCGGCAGACCGACGAAGGCGAGGCCAAGGCCCUCUGGGAGAACAUCGUCAGCUUCUGCCGCGAGAACAAAGUCAAUUUCGUGGAUGACAGCUUCCCCCCCGGGCCCAGGUCUGUGGGGUUCCCCGAGGGGGACAGUGUGCAGCAGAGGGUGAGGCAGUGGCUGCGGCCCCACGAGAUCAACUGCAGCAUCUUCAAGGAGCGGGCGGUCAAGUGGUCUGUGUUCCGCACCCCCAGGCCCUCCGACAUCCUGCAGGGCCUGCUGGGCAACUGCUGGUUCCUGAGUGCCCUGGCCGUGCUGGCUGAGCGGCCAGAGCUGGUGGAGAGGGUGAUGAUCACCAGGAGCCUGUGUCCCGAGGGCGCCUACCAGGUGCGGCUGUGCAAGGACGGCACCUGGACCACGGUGCUGGUGGACGACAUGCUGCCGUGUGACGAGUGUGGAUACCUCCUCUUCUCACAGGCCCAGAGGAAGCAGCUGUGGGUGGCCCUGAUUGAGAAGGCUCUGGCCAAGCUGCACGGUUCGUACUUCGCCCUGCAGGCCGGGCGCGCUAUUGAGGGCCUGGCUACACUAACCGGUGCCCCCUGCGAGAGCCUGAUGCUGCAGGUCAGCUCCACUAACCCUCGUGAGGAGCCCAUUGACACUGACCUCAUCUGGGCCAAAAUGCUGAGUUCUAAGGAGGCUGGGUUCCUGAUGGGGGCAUCCUGUGGUGGAGGCAACAUGAAAGUGGACGACGUGGCCUACGAGAGCAUGGGGCUGCGCCCCCGGCACGCCUACUCCAUCCUGGACGUGAGGGAUGUCCAAGGCUUCAGGCUGCUGCGGCUGCGGAACCCCUGGGGGCGUUUCUCGUGGAACGGCAGCUGGUCUGACGAGUGGCCACACUGGCCAGCACCCCUGCGCCACGACCUGAUGCCCCAUGGCAGCAGUGAGGGAGUCUUCUGGAUGGAGUACAGCGAUUUCAUCAAGUACUUCGACUCAGUGGAUAUCUGCAAGCUGCACUCGGACUGGCACGAGGUGCGGGUGCAGGGCAUGUUCCCCAACAAGGCCAACGGGCCGCUGACCGUCACCUCCCUGACAGUGCUGGAGCGAGCAGCCCUGGAGUUUGCCCUCUUCCAGGAGGGCAGCAGGCGGUCAGACACGGUGGACAGCCACCUGCUGGACCUGUGCAUCAUGGUGUUCCGAGCCACCUUCAGCAGUGGGAACAAGCUGAGCCUGGGCCGGCUGAUGGCUCACAGCAAGAGAGCCGUCAAGAAGUUCGUCAACUGCGACGUGAUGCUGGAGCCUGGCGAGUACGCCGUGGUCUGCUGUGCCUUCAACCACUGGAGCGCGGCCCUGCCAGGCCCUGCCAGCACCCAGGCCUCCAGCCCCACCAGCAGCCGACCAGCCAACGAUUCUUCCAGCUACAUCCUGGCCAUCUACAGCUCUCGCCUGGUGAUGGUGGAGCAGGUGGAGGCCCAGCCCACCACGCUGGCAGAUGCCAUCAUCCUGCUGACCGAGAACAAGGGCGAGCGCCAUGAGGGCCGUGAGGGGAUGACCUGCUACUACCUGACCCAUGGCUGGGCAGGGCUGAUCGUGGUGGUGGAGAACCGGCACCCCAAGUCCUACCUGCACGUCCAGUGCGACUGCACCGACAGCUUCAACGUGGUGUCCACGCGCGGCAGCCUCAAGACACAGGACAGCGUCCCCCCCCUGCACAGGCAGGUGUUGGUGAUCCUCUCCCAGCUGGAGGGCAACGCUGGCUUCUCCAUCACGCACCGCCUGGCACACCGCAAGGCCACCCAGGCCUUCCUCAAUGACUGGAUGGCCACCAAGGGCACCCACAACCCGCUGCUGACGCCCGAGGUGGCAGGGCUGCACGGCCCCCGGCCCCUAUGA
Messenger RNA from Indicator indicator, 3294 nucleotides. It is a transcript of the gene CAPN15, whose product is annotated as calpain 15. Lineage: Eukaryota; Metazoa; Chordata; Aves; Piciformes; Indicatoridae. Bases 16 to 3294 code for a protein of 1092 amino acids. Gene Ontology annotation, biological process: proteolysis. Gene Ontology annotation, cellular component: cytoplasm. Gene Ontology annotation, molecular function: calcium-dependent cysteine-type endopeptidase activity. The transcript is spliced from 11 exons. The record is from RefSeq and is a predicted model, not a curated record.